Elephantulus edwardii (Cape elephant shrew) is the source of this 870-nucleotide messenger RNA. It is a transcript of the gene RAB9B, whose product is annotated as RAB9B, member RAS oncogene family. Gene Ontology annotation, cellular component: lysosome; phagocytic vesicle; late endosome. The transcript has 2 exons. Gene Ontology annotation, molecular function: GTP binding; GTPase activity. The record is from RefSeq and is a predicted model, not a curated record. The coding region runs from base 111 to 716 and encodes 201 amino acids. NCBI's taxonomy places the organism in Eukaryota, Metazoa, Chordata, Mammalia, Macroscelidea, Macroscelididae. Gene Ontology annotation, biological process: retrograde transport, endosome to Golgi; Rab protein signal transduction.
ACCCUAAAAAGAAAGAAUAAAACAACAGGAAAAAGAAAAGAUUAAAACUGUGAUAAAGACCUAACUGGGUUUUCUUGGCUACAAACUCCUCCUCAUCUGGUCCUGAAACAAUGAGUGGGAAAUCCCUGCUCUUAAAGGUCAUUCUCUUGGGUGAUGGUGGAGUUGGGAAAAGCUCACUUAUGAACCGUUAUGUAACCAAUAAAUUUGACUCCCAAGCUUUCCACACUAUAGGGGUAGAGUUUUUAAACCGAGAUCUGGAGGUAGAUGGACGCUUUGUUACCCUCCAGAUCUGGGACACUGCAGGGCAAGAACGUUUCAAGAGCCUAAGGACACCCUUCUACAGGGGAGCAGACUGCUGCCUCUUGACCUUCAGUGUGGAUGACCGGCAGAGCUUUGAGAAUCUCGGAAACUGGCAGAAAGAAUUCAUCUACUAUGCAGAUGUGAAGGAUCCUGAGCACUUCCCCUUUGUAGUACUGGGUAACAAAGUAGACAAAGAGGAUAGGCUAGUGACUACUGAGGAGGCAAAGGCCUGGUGCACAGAGAAUGGGAAUUAUCCUUAUUUAGAAACAAGUGCCAAAGAUGAUACUAAUGUGACAGUGGCCUUUGAAGAAGCUGUCAGGCAAGUUUUAGCUGUAGAGGAACAGUUGGAGCAUUGCAUGUUAGGUCACACCAUUGACUUGAAUAGUGGCUCCAAAGCAGGCUCUUCAUGUUGUUAAAAGUAAAGAAUCUUUUAAAACAUGUCCUUAAUUGAUCAGCCAGUAAUGUAAGAAUAACUGAGACCCUCUAAGGGUGCACACAUACACAAAAGGUUAAGAAGUAAGGUUGUGAUUGUGAACCAGAGCCUUUUAAAUUAAAGUUGUAGAAUGAUUU